Moneuplotes crassus is the source of this 782-nucleotide messenger RNA. Lineage: Eukaryota; Ciliophora; Spirotrichea; Euplotida; Euplotidae. The record is from the annotation of a GenBank genome assembly.
AUGGAUGAAAUAAAGGUCAAUAUUCUCAAUUAUAUUGAGAAAUGCCAGUCCCAGAGAAAGCUAAGGAGAGCAGAAGACAAUAAUAAAGCAAACAGAAAGGGGUAUUAUCCUCAAGGUAGCAUUUACUUGAUCAAAGGUGUUAAUAAAGAGAAUGCUGACAAGAAAUUUAAUUAGAAUAAAACUUGAAAAGAGCUUGGCAUUGGAUAGCAUAUUCGCAAAUCAAAACAUUAAUGAUAACAUUAGCUUACUGGAUAGUAAUAGAGAAAUAAUAGACCCAGAUAAUGUGAUCAGAGUGAACACGUUCUACAAAACUCAGCUGCAAAAUCAUUCCACUAACACUAAAUCUAAGCCUUUGUCAAGGUCCUUCACCAGACACCGACGCAAGAAGUCUUUGAAGAACUGUUUCAAUAUUAGCAACUAUCAAAACCGCACUCAAGUUUAUAGCAAAGGAGUUUACAAGAAUCAUGCUGGAAAUAUCAAAAUUAGCUUUGAAAAUAAGAAGAAAAACAAAAAUAAGACCAGAACCCUCAAAUCUAGUGGGCAGAGGAGCACCCAUGAGAUUUCACACAGAUUCUCUAAAAAGACCUCUGUAGCACCCAAACAGCAAUUGACUCAAGCUAAUUCAAAGAAGCAAGAGAUUUUCCCAAAAGAGUUCAUACAUCAUGGCCCAAAGGACUAUUACCAGAUUCGGAAGAAGUUCAAAAGUUUUAUAGAACAAAUCAAUUCAGAGACUAGGCGAAAAAGGAAGAAUAUGGUCAAUUUCUUAUAAAUUUUCAAUGAAA